CAUUACUCAGCGCCUGCCGAGAGUCAGCGACACCAGCAGGAGAGGUCCGUUCUGGCCCACAUGGCACUCAUCCCACGAGUGGCAUCUUUUUUCCUUUUUCUGACUAAGCUCAGCAUUGGCCAGAGACAAGUAACAGUUCAGAAAGGACCGCUGUAUCGAGCUGAAGGUUACCCCAUCAGCAUUGGCUGCCAGGUAACAGGCUACAAGGGACCUUCAGAGCAGCAAUUCCAGUGGUCUGUUUACCUGCCCGAAUCCCCCAACCAGGAAAUUCAGAUCAUUAGCACCUCGGAUGAAACCUUCACUUAUGCAAAGUAUGGGCAAAGGGUUCGAAAUAAGGAAAUCUACGUGGAGAGGCUCCUGGGCAACUCAGUCUUGUUGCAUAUCUCAAAGUCGCUGUUGACGGAUUCUGGCGAGUAUGAGUGUCACACACCGAACACUGAUGGCAAGUUCUUCGGGAAUUAUCAUGCGAAGACCACUCUGAUCGUGAUUCCAGAUACCCUCUCUGCUACCAUGGGACCCCAGACUCUCAGUAAAAAGGAAGGUGAACCAUUAGAACUCACCUGCGAGGCAUCCAAAGCCACAACUCAGCAUACUCACCUCUCUGUCACCUGGUACCUGGUGCAGGACGAAGAACAAAGCCAAGCCACCAAGAUUAUUUCUCUCUCCAGAGAGUUCACAUUGGAGCCCGGGCCUUUGUAUGCAAACAGGUUUGCAGCUGGCCAUGUGGGGCUUGACAAACUUGGGGAAACCACCUAUAGGUUGUCCAUAGAGAGGCUCCUGCCCUCCGAUCAGGGCCAGCUGUUCUGUGAGGCAAGUGAAUGGAUUCAGGACCCGGAUAAGAACUGGACUCCCAUCACGAGAACGCAGACAAAUCAAGUGACCCUGGGAAUCCAGCCCGCAGAGAGAGAUUUUCAAGUGCGCAUUAAGGCCGAGAGCACCUUUACUGAAGGCAAAUCCUUAGAACUGCUUUGCCUGGUAGAGGGCAGUAGCUGGAACCCACAGCUUCAGGGCAUUUGGUUCUUCAAUAGUGAUGAAAUUGCCCGCAUCGAUGCCAGUGGAGUUCAGCGCUUGAACAAAGACUACAACAAGAGAGCAAGCCAAGGACUACUCCAGGUUUCAAAGUUAGGCCCCACGAAUUUCUCACUCAACAUCUUCUCUGCGGGUCCGGAGGAUGAAGGUACCUACAGAUGUGAAGUGUCAGAGAUGGAGAGAACUCAGGUGGGUUCCUGGCAAGUGCUCCAGCAAAAGAAGUCACAGGACCAUCGAGUGCACCUGAGGAAACCAACAGCUAGAAGUGUGGUGGUGUCUACUAAGAACAAGCGGCAAGCAGUGUGGGAAGGAGAGCCACUUGCCCUUCUCUGCCAGGUGGAGGGACCUGAGAGUGUCCUGUCUGUGAGCUGGCUGCAUGCCCCACAGGGCCAGGCACAUUCAGACUUAGUGGCCCACAUGGGACAGGAUGGCACCGUGAAGCUGGGACCCAACAACCGUGCCAACACGAGGCUGGAGAAAAGGGACUGGGCCACCUUCCAGCUGGACAUCAGCUCCACCACUGUCUCAGAUGGUGGCCUGUACGAGUGCAGGGUGUCUGAGAGAACCUGGACACAGGCCCAAGAUCUGGGCUGGUCUGGGAUGAUGUCAGUCACUGUCAACUCUCUGGGCUCAAGUUUGCAAGUUAACCUGAUUAGCCGUCAACCACAAGUGCAGCUAGCCAAUACCUUUGACCUGUCCUGUUUGGUGAAGGCCGACUACUCUGACCUCCAGGUACUACUAACCAUGACCUGGGAGUUCCGGCCAACUGGAUCUCAAGUCUCUCACCAGUUUCUUCGAAUCACCCACGAUGGCAUUAUUGAAUGGGGCGAUUCCCUACCCCAGUUCCAAAGGAAGACAAAGGUUUCACAGUCUCCAUUUCGUUCUCAACUCCUGAUCCAUUAUGCCACCGAGAAAGAGGCAGGACUGUAUCAGUGCAAGGUCCAAGUUUAUGACAAAAAUUCCCUGCACACAAAGGGCCCAGAGAGGGCCUCUGCCACCUCCCACCCCUUGAAAAUAGCCGUCACAUUGCCAGAGAGCAAACUCAAAGUAAACUCAAGCAGUCAAGUUCAGGAGCUCUUCAUCAACUCCAACACCGUCAUAGAAUGCGGCAUCUUGUCCCAGUCCACUGGAAACCUUCAUUUAGCCAUUACUUGGUACUUUUCUCCUGUUUCCACUAAUGCAACCUGGCUGAGGCUCCUGGAAAUGGACCAGACCAAUGUUGUCAAAGAUGAGGAUGAAUUUCACAAUCCGCGGAGAAAACAAAAAUUCCACACCAAGAAAGUUUCCCAAGACCUGUUUCAGCUACACAUUCUGAGCGUGGAAGAUGGCGACCAGGGCAAAUACCGCUGUGCCGUGGGGGAGUGGCUCUUAUCUACAGAUGGCACUUGGCAUAAGCUUGGAGAAAAAAUGUCAGGCCUAACAGAAUUGAGACUCAGGCCCACAGGAAAUAAUGUACGUGUUUCCAAGGAGCACUGGACAGAGAAUGUCACCGAGCACAGUGAGGUGACCCUGCGCUGCAGCCUGGAGAGUUCUGGCAGCUCAGCCUCCCUGUUCUCUGUGACGUGGUUCUGGGGCCCAGACCCUUCUGGAAGUAAAACGCUGGCGCACCUGCAGCAUGACGGCCUGCUGGAGUACAGCGGGGAGGAGCUGCGGAGCCGCCUGCACUGCUACCGCGCCUCUGCCCGCGACUUCGUGCUGACGCUGCACCGGGUGGAGGCAGCGGAUGCCGGCUGGUACUGGUGCCGUGUGACAGAGUGGCGGCUGCAUGGAGACCCCAGCAAGUGGGUCAGCCAAGCGUCAGAUGAGUCGCUGCGCAUGGUGCUCACCGUGCUGCCUUCAGAAUCCACGAUUCCUUCCAGGAUCUGCUCCUCGGAACCUUUGCUCUACUUCCUGCUCAUCUUCCCCUUCAUUAUAUUCAUCCUUCUGCUCAUUUCCCUCCUCUCCUUGUACCGGAUGGCCAGAAAGCUGUCAACACUGAACAUCAAUGCCCGGAAGGAGAAGGCUCUGUGGGUGGACAUGAAGAGGACGGCAGACAAGGCCCCGAGCAUGGGGGAAGAGGACUCAGACGACUGAGUCCCUGGGGGUGCCUGCAGCCCGAGGGCAAGCGUCUGGACUUUGGACUUGGACUGACCUAGGUCGCUCCUUCUCUGUGCCUGAGGUCAAGCUCCCUGGGAACCAGAGGGGACAUUUACGGAACAGCCAGAGGGAGCAUAUACUGAGCCCCUACAUGAUGCCAAUUCUGUUAAGAGUUUGUGUGUGAACCUCCUCUGUGCCUUGCACGCCCCAGGAGCUAGGAGGCAUCAUUACCCCGCUUGCCACACCCCUCCAGAGGCUGAGGUUCUCGAUUGCAAGGAGAGAAGCCCCUCCCUCACACAGCCUCUUGGGGAGUAACUGAGAUUCUAAGGCAAGUCCAGCAAGAGGUGUCCCCCGCCUGCCUCCUCUGCUGCCUUGCUGGGGCGCGGGCACUCUGGUGCGAGGUGGCCUUUGUCCGCAGAUGAGAGGCUCCUGGUGGGCCUGAUGUCAGCCAGGCAGAGGGACUUGGGCAUAUGACCUUCACCGAUGUCACCUCUGAGUGGAACUGCCUUCCCGAAAGCCUGUCUUCUUCCUGUGCCCCAUCAGAAAGGCCACUCCAGAGCAAGCGCUGCAGAGUAGGUGCUUGGUCAACACUGGUUGAAAAACGCAAAAACAUUUUAUAGCCCGCCGCUCUCUCUUUCUCUCUCUCUUCCUCUCUCUUCUCUUUAAGUCAUUGCUAAAGAAAACCUUUUUCUUUUAAUUUCAGGCUACAGUGUUCUUGCCAGCACCCCCGGGCCAUGUGUCUGCCUUUCUUUCCACCCCAGAGCUCCAUGUGGCUCCUGCUUCUCAGCCGGUGCCUUAUUCCCCUGAACCUGACAAACACUGGGUGUCGGAGAGGGUGCUGCGUGAUUAUCUGAGAAGCAGGGGCUAGGAGUUCAGGGGGAGUAGAGGCCACAUCUGGUUCCACAGGACCCCCUAUUCUCAGCCAGGACUAAAGCCAAGGGGCUGGGACUGGGGGUGUCAGCACUUCAAGCGUCCAUCACUUGUUCCUCAGGAGAUAACAGCUGCCCCCACUGGGCAUGAGGUCCCUCAUGUUUGUUUCAAAAGCUGUUCAGAGCCUGCCAUAGCCAGAAAUGGAAAUCAAUCAGCGCCACCUAACAGACUCACGGAAACGCAUCUAUUUAUCGUCUACGAGUGGCCGACAGUGUUGCUUUAACAGUGAGUAAUUUGCAUUUCCAAGGAGAGCAAUUUAUUUUUAAUUAUUUUAUCAGACGCACAGUCCUCUCCAAACAUAAUUAGCUCCCCUGCAAGAGGAUCAUUGGUGGCUCGGAUCUCCCACUGUAGACCUGUUGCCUCCUUAAAUCCUCUCCCUUUAUGGCCUAACUUGAAGUACUCCAAGUGUUGCCUUUAACAUGUCAACCCAUUUGCUUCUCGCUCAGCUAAAGGAGCAUAUUUUUUAGUAAACGAAAGUCAAGACUGCUUAGAAAAUAUGAUCCCCUCCAUCAUUAUAGAAGCCUGUGUUUGGAUGAUUCUGGAAGGAAUGCCUGUUUUCUUUUCAGCCAUUUCCAAAUAAAUAAAUAAGACAUGGUUUUUUAUUUAAUAUUAAUAUUCAGUGUGGGAGGUUUCCUUGAAGUGUAAUUUAGUAGAUUCUGGGGCUGCCCCUGCCUGGGGUGCUCCCAACCCCAACCCCACACCAACUUUGAGCUCGUGGCUCAAGUACCCGCACAGAAAUCUCACGCAGCAGGCCGUCGAGUGCCCAGCCACUUCCAUCAGAGCCAAGCACAGAACUAUUCCUCCCCGUGGAGAUGGGGGUCCAGUGUGGGCCAGGCCCAACCGGGCACAGUCCCGCACUAGGGACAGUUUGUCCUGGAUCUUCAGCUUCCAUCAGCAGGACCUAGAACCCAGUGGACUUUCUAGGCAUCCUCACCAGACUCUGGCCCACAGUGAGUUCCGGACCUCUGGACACUCAAGCCAUCUUGUGUUCCUUUUGGAAGUUCUAGAGUAAAAUGUAUUUUCAUCCAAUUCAGCAAACUUUUUAUAUGAGCCCCUUUCUCCAAUUACGUCCUUGUUCAUUUUGUUUUUUAAAAGUUUGCUUUCACUCAUUGCUUUCAACUUGAUGUCAUGAGCUGCCUUUGCUUUCAACUUCUUGUUUGUAAAUCCUCCUUGGUAACAGCACAAACCUCUAUCUCAAGAGCUGGCCAACUGCUGUCCAUCGGCCAAAUGCAGUCAGCCACCUGUCUUUUAAAGUACAAUUUGUUGGAAUGGAGCCACUUGCAUCUGUCUACAUAUUAUCUGUGGCUGAUGUCACAAUGAAAUGGCAAUGUUGAGUCAUAGCCACAAGGGCAACUUGACAGGCAAAGUCUAGAAUGUUUGCUACCUAACCCUUUAUAGAAAAAAGCUGCCAUUUCCUGCUCUCUUUUAGUGGUUAAUGUUCUAUCUGCCACAUCAUGUAUGGUGUUCCUGGGAAAUUUCAU
Talpa occidentalis (Iberian mole) is the source of this 5516-nucleotide messenger RNA. It is a transcript of the gene CD101, whose product is annotated as CD101 molecule. The record is from RefSeq and is a predicted model, not a curated record. The coding region runs from base 61 to 3102 and encodes 1013 amino acids. NCBI's taxonomy places the organism in Eukaryota, Metazoa, Chordata, Mammalia, Eulipotyphla, Talpidae. The transcript has 9 exons.